This is a messenger RNA of Triplophysa dalaica, 2030 nucleotides long. It is a transcript of the gene ifrd1, whose product is annotated as interferon-related developmental regulator 1. The transcript is spliced from 12 exons. The record is from RefSeq and is a predicted model, not a curated record. Bases 566 to 1696 code for a protein of 376 amino acids. Lineage: Eukaryota; Metazoa; Chordata; Actinopteri; Cypriniformes; Nemacheilidae. Gene Ontology annotation, cellular component: nucleus.
CUGUAGCCCGCUGACGCAGCCGUAGUUUUUGAGGAAAAUGUAUCGCUUGAGCUUAAAGUCUUUCACCGGAUUCGCUUUUAAUACUUUCCAUUUCACUGUGCCGUUGGAAAAUACUUUACUCAAAAGACAUUAUAUUAAAAACUGGUCGUGUAUCGGCUGAUUUUAGGAGCGGAGCAACUCAUUUAAACAAGAUGCCACGGGCCAAGAAAAGGAGCGGCAGAGGUAAGUAGGCUAGAAUGACUGGAAAUCACCGGUUGUUUUUGCGCGGCCUGCGCCAAUGGAAAUUCUGGGGAUUGUAGUCCUUUACAACGAGCGCGCAAUGGAGUAAAGACGAUAACAAACUACAACUCCCACGAUCGCAUGGCCCUGCUUUGGUUGACACCAAGGAGUCAAUGUCUUUCUUUUACAAACAAAAGAAUAAUACACAGCUCGAGUCAUCGACGGCGGACAACAGGGAAAUGUCCUUCCGUUCAGUGAUGAAGAUUCAUCUAUUGAGACCCUCAGUCACUGCAGCAGCCUCAGUGAGAGAACCAGUGCACCCGAGGAUGCUGGUGAAAGUGAGGAAAUGACUCAAGAGGACUUCCAGUAUAAACUGAAGGUGUACAUCGACAGCACGGUGGAUAAGAGUGCCAAGACCAGGCAAGGUGCCCUUGACGGACUUAAGACUGCCAUGGCAACCAAAAUCCUGUACGAGUUUAUUUCCGAGAGAAGGAUGACCAUCACGGACAGCAUCGAGCGCUGUUUGAAGAAAGGGAAGGGAGUGGAGCAGAGUGCUGCCGCCUCUCUGGCGUGUCUUCUGUGCAUCCAGCUGGGUUCUGGAAUUGAGAGCGAGGAGGUUUUUAAGACGCUUAAACCUGUUUUUAAGACCAUCCUGAAUGACGGAACAGCCAACAUCCAGGCCAGACAAGCUUGUGCAACAAGUCUGGGCCUUUGCAGUCUUGUAGCUGAAGAUGAUAUCAUGGAUGUGUAUGGCACUAUGGAGAGCUUUGAGACCCUCUUCACUCGCUCGUACGUUAGGGAGGACGGGACCAGACCUUCUGUUAACCCUCAGACCACACAGCUCCACACCAACGCUCUUCUGUCCUGGGCCCUGCUUCUUACCAUCUGCCCAGGCAACCACAUAAGAGCCAUCACAGAGAAACAUUUGUCUAAACUUCCUCGUCUGCUGGAGAACGAUGAGGUCAACAUGAGAAUUGCUGCCGGAGAGACCAUCGCGCUGCUGUUCGAACUCAUCCGCGAUGUUGACCCUGACUUUGAAUAUGACGACUGGGAGCCAUUGUGUGAAAAGCUGAAUGCGUUGGCCACCGACUGCAACAAACACAGAGCUAAGACUGAUAAGAGAAAGCAAAGAUCUGUUUUCAGAGAUGUCCUGAAGGCAGUAGAGGAUGGGGAUUUUCAAACUGAGACAAUUCGCUUCGGGACAGAGCGCAUGGUCAUUGACAGCUGGGUUAGGAAGAGGAUGUAUGACAUUUUCAGAGAGUUUGUGGGCUCUGGCAUGAACUAUCAUUUACAGGCGAACGAGUUUAUAAGGGAUGUGUUUGAACUGGGACCACCGAUGUUGAUCGAUUCUGCUGCUUUAAAAGCUAUGAAGAGCUCUAGAUUGGAAAGGCACCUCUACAAUGCAGCUGCGUUUAAAGCGCGAACCAAGGCGAGGAACAAGUUUCGUGACAAAAGGAACGAUGUCGGGGAGUUUUGAGAUGUUUUUGUAAUGCACUUUUUUGUACAUUUCCUUAUUAUCUUUGCAUUCCUAGCAUAGUCGGAAUUACAUUUCUUUAUAAAUGUAGUAUUUACCAAACUUAAUAUUCACUCAUUUGUCAUAGAUUCUAAUUUAUGUGUGUAUUUUUGUGUUGUUGGGUUUAUUAGAAUCUCAACUCAUGAUCUUUUGAUGUUUGUGUUGAUAUGGAUUGUGUCGUGACUUGCACAGUAUUUAUGAAUAUAUUGUGUAAUGUUAUUGUCAGUGGGCUGUACUGUAGUACAUUUAUUAAAAAUAAUUAUUUAAAAAUAAUAAUAAAACUGAAAUCCCCUGUUUA